Molecule: messenger RNA, 1487 nt
Organism: Cornus florida
Lineage: Eukaryota; Viridiplantae; Streptophyta; Magnoliopsida; Cornales; Cornaceae
Exons: 3
Coding region: 159-650 (163 amino acids)
Source: RefSeq, a predicted model, not a curated record
UGUCUACAACAUAUACUCCAAAACAUACGCUUAUUUUAGGACUCCAUAGGAUUCGAGAUUCUUCUUCUUUUAACAAGGCUUUACUUGUUUGAUCCGGAUAUUCAAUUGUUGAUCCCUGCGAUUGAAGUGUGUGCGCUUAGGGUUUUUAGUGCGUUUCAAUGGCAUCUUUAGUUUGCAUGCUUGAAACUGAAUACCCGGAAUCCGAUGCGAUACAGAUCAUACCGGCGUAUUCGGGAGUCAGAGACGAAAAGCAAGCUAUUACUUUAAAUUCUAAGAAACCGACGAAUGUAAGCGCUACGAAAUUUCAUAACCAAAAUAUCAGAUGCCGCCUGGGUAUAUCGUUGUUGAUUUUCAAGAAUAGUCACUUCACAGGAGAGGCACUAACUCCAGAUGAUUUCAUCGAUUACGUUGUAAUUGUUGUUAAACCAGAGAAUGGAAAGGUGGCUACCUUUGGAAAGCUACCAAAACACAGCGACUUCUUCUGGAGUAUUUGCGGGCUGGGCUUCCUACUGUCCAGGAAAUAUUCAUCGAGGCCUCUGGUGCGGAUUACUCAAUACUAUCAGCAAGGCUUGAUGCAGAAGGAAGAAACGACAUGCGUCCGAGGGAGAAGCAAGAUGCUGCUUAUCGAGCAGCACUUGAAGCUGAUCUAGUACGUUGCUUUUAGCUUUUUGGUCAUUGCUUUAUUUUAUCCUGAAAAGGGUCUUGAUGUAACUCAAGUAAUCCCCUCCUGUUUCAACUUGCUCUAAAUUAAUUAUUAUUAUUUUUUUUUGUAAAAAACAGGCCAAUUUAACUGACCAUAACAGGGUCCAACCCCUUGACAUCUUACUGAAAAAGCCGUUAUUUUUGCUAUACAAAGAUCAUAUUGACUUGUAUAAAUUGAUGUCCUCUUUGGAACAAACUCAUCCAUUUCACGGCCAUUGUAUGUCACUCUCCCCAACACCUAUAGUAUGCAUAAACAAUAUAAGAUUACAAGAGCCUUACCUAAAAUAUAUGUAUAUACACAUUCACAUACAUGCACACACACGCGAGCGUAUAAAAAGAUAAGCGGAUGAGACUUAUGAAAAAAACAAAAGAAGAUGAGCAGCUGAAGCAAAUCUGGGAAUUAGUUAAAGGACAUUUAUUAUUAUUAUUAUUAUUUUAUUUUUUACUUUUAGAUCUGAACCAAGUUUUCCAGCCAGAGCUAGCAGCAGUUUGGUUUUUCCUGAUCUUGGUGGGCCUGGAAGCAAAGCCAUUCUGCGAAAAUGAUUAAAUAAAAUGAGAAGCUAAGAGAGUUCGUUAGGGACAAUUAUAGUAUCUUGUCAUCUCUACCUGCCAGGCUUAAUGCCCACUGACAUCAUGAAGGAGGCAAUACUCUACUGCCAACAUACGCUUCUGCUUCAACAUUUAAAUGCUCAAACCGAACUUCAAUUUCCAUCUCGGCAUUUUUUAAAAACAAGUAAAACCUAAGUGAUUAAAUUAUUAAAGAAUGCUUCAGGAAAAAAAAAAAA